UCGGCCUCACUUUUCAGCAACUUUUUCCCGAGUCUGGAGGAGCUGGGAGGAGACGAGGAGACUGAGGAGCGGCAGAGGUCUGUAACGAAGCCUGUGUCCGUUGGUGUCGUUUGCGGCGGAGAUCGCCUGGCGCCCGUCAUGUCGCCUUGGAUGAUCCUUCCCGUCAGCCUGCCUGUCUUCAUCAUCACAGGAAUAUGGGUGGUAUACGCGAUGGCCCUCUACAACCAGCACGUCUGCCCCGUGAACAACUGGGUUUACAAUGAGUCCUGUGUGGAGCCGCUUCCAUUACAGAGGGGACCUGUACUGUGUUGCACCCUGGACAACAUACCACUCAUCAGUAAAUGUGGAACUCUGCCACCUGAAAGCUGCUUUUUCAGCCUCAUAUGCAGCACCGGAUCCUUUAUGGUAAUGCUGAUCGGCCUGCUGCGCUACGCUCACGUGAUCGAGAAGCACCAGAACUGCAUCCUCAACACCGCCGGCCUCUCCACCGGGUGGCUCUGCGCCGCGGGGCUCAUCAUGGUGGGAAACUUCCAGGUGGAUUUUGCUAAAGUCCUUCACUACGUGGGAGCUGGGGUCGCCUUCCCCUCCAGCAUGCUGUUUGUGUGCCUUCAGUCGGCUCUGACCUACAGACUGGCCAAGACCCAGGAGGAAUACUGGAUAGGUCACAUACGUGUGGGGAUGGCCCUGCUGGCCCUCAUCGCCCUGGUGCUCAGUGGGGUUUUUUUCUGCCAGGAGAGCUAUGCCCUGCAGCACGCCUCCGCCAUCUUUGAGUGGAUCUACUGCUCGAUCAUCAUGUUCUUCUACGGGACUUUUGCCUUUGAGUUCGGGGGCAUGUCGGGGGACACCCUGAUGGUGCUCUCCAAAGGCGGGGCGAUGCAGAGCUUUUCCACCUCUGACCACAAGACAGAGGUCGGCGGAGCCGGCCACCACCAGCCAGAGAGCUUAUCGAUCCUGUAA
Molecule: messenger RNA, 957 nt
Organism: Pelmatolapia mariae (spotted tilapia)
Lineage: Eukaryota; Metazoa; Chordata; Actinopteri; Cichliformes; Cichlidae
Product: transmembrane protein 150A-like
Exons: 8
Coding region: 139-957 (272 amino acids)
Source: RefSeq, a predicted model, not a curated record